CAUUGGUUCCUGCUCUCCUGACAAGGCUGUGUAAAUGUAGAAGUGAUCUGGGAGGAGGACCAAAGGUUCUUUGAUGGGGGGAAGAGUCCCAGCUGGUUGGGACCUCCACAGAGAACAUCUCCUCACUCAUAUCUACCUGAUCCAGAUGGAAUCUUGAUGGAAGUGAACUAACCCUCUCAUAUCUAUUGAUGACGUUUUUCUAUUUUUCCAGGACACGCCAUGGAGAAACCCUCAAAGGAUCGUCUCACUUUAUCUCCAGGUUGUAAAAUGGAAGAUGAGGACACCACAGGAGAUGGUGCCGAAAACUUGGAGGAGAAAAAAUUUCCCUGUCCUGAAUGUGGGGAAAGUUUUAGCUCUGGUUUAGGUCUUUUUAUACAUCAGGGAUCUCACAAGCAGGGGGAACUUCAUUCUUGUUCUGAGUGCGGGAAAUGUUUUCUGUAUAAAGCACAAUUGGUCAGACAUCAGAGAACUCACACAGGGGAGAAGCCGUAUCCCUGCCCCGAGUGCGGGAGAUGUUAUGCAAAGAAAUCUGAGCUUGUUUUACAUCAAAAAUUUCAUAAUGGCGAAGAGCCGUAUUCCUGCCCUGAGUGCGGGAAAUGUUUUUCACAUAAAUCAGGACUCACCAUACAUCAGAGAUCUCACACGGGGGAGAAGCCGUAUUCCUGCCCUGAGUGUGGAAAAGGUUUUAUAAGGAAGUCAUUACUUGUUGAACAUCAAAGGUCUCACACGGGGGAGAAGCCGUAUUAUUGCGCCGAGUGCGGGAAAUGUUUCUCGAUCAAACUAGGACUUGUUGUACAUCAAAGAAUUCACACAGGGGAGAGGCCGUAUUCCUGUUCUGAGUGUGGAAAAGGUUUUAAAAGGAAAUCAAUACUUGAUGUGCAUCAGAGGUCUCACACAGGGGAAAAGCCGUUUUCCUGCCUUGAGUGCGGGAAAAGUUUCUCACAAAAGUGCAAUCUUAAUACACAUCAGAGAUCUCACACUGGGAAGAAGUCGUUCUCUUGCCUUGAGUGUGGGAAAUGUUUCUCGCACAAGUCUUGUCUUACCAGUCAUCAGAGAACCCACACAACCCUCUAGUAGGUGUAUUAGUGUCCUGUGUGUGUGUGUGGGGGAAAUGUCUUCUUUAUUAAUCGUAUUUAGCCGUACAUUAGAGAUCUCACACUGUGGGGGCGGAAGCCGUUAUCUUGUGCUGAGUGUGGGAAAAGUUUCUGGCCAAAGUCUUGUCUUCCAAACAACAGAGAACCCACACAACCCUCUAGUAGUAACAGUUUCGAGGGCGGGAAAUGUCUUCUAAAUUAAUCAUAUUUUGCCGUACAUCUUAUUUUCUGUUAUAAAACAUAUAAAAUAAAAAUGUUGUGGAGGUACGAAAACCCCCAUUUUGGAAA
Molecule: messenger RNA, 1382 nt
Organism: Rana temporaria (common frog)
Lineage: Eukaryota; Metazoa; Chordata; Amphibia; Anura; Ranidae
Product: gastrula zinc finger protein XlCGF17.1-like
Exons: 1
Coding region: 220-1074 (284 amino acids)
Biological process (GO): central nervous system development; regulation of transcription by RNA polymerase II
Cellular component (GO): nucleus
Molecular function (GO): DNA-binding transcription factor activity, RNA polymerase II-specific; RNA polymerase II cis-regulatory region sequence-specific DNA binding
Source: RefSeq, a predicted model, not a curated record